AUGCAACGACUCAUCAAUUUUCAAAAUGAUUAUAAUCUUAUUGUUCUGGAUAUAGGAUAUUCUUCAAAUCAAGUACAAUUAGCAACCUGUUAUUCUCCACCAAAUGAGAAUCUACCACUGAAUCUUUUUAAUGAUAUACUACGUCGUAAUUCAAAUACUAUCUUACUUGGUGAUUUAAAUGCUAAGCAUGAGUCGUGGUCCAAUACAACAGGGAAUCAAAAAGGAGGUCUUUUAUUUGAGUGGUUAAAUGAAAAUUAUUUUCAAGUUAUUAAUAAAUUUGUUCCUACUUCAACACGAUCAAAUGCAGUUAUUGACCUUAUAUUAGCACCUAUGAACAUUUAUUUUUGGUUCUUUUUCUGUAUUUCCACCUAUUAG
Molecule: messenger RNA, 375 nt
Organism: Rotaria sordida
Lineage: Eukaryota; Metazoa; Rotifera; Eurotatoria; Philodinida; Philodinidae
Source: the annotation of a GenBank genome assembly